AUGAACCACCUUACAUUUCUCCUAAUUAAUGGACCUCUUGUUUUUCUAAAUGCCCUGGCUAAUGCGUUUUAUGUGUUUUGCAUCGGCUGUCCACUUAACGGAAAAAGGAUCAAACAACCUCUGCAGCUUCUCCUGGGGACCUUGAUUGGCUGUUCAAUAACAUACCUGAUGUCAUUUAUGGUGAUGAUCCACUUCUUUUUCUGUCUGUGUGUGAUGGUGAUGUCGAGUCUUUGUACUGUAGUCUACCUGUGUGGACACAUGCGUCGUAUGGUAGCAAACGGACAGCCAGUUUCCCAUCCACGGUUACGCAGCCAGGUGAGGGUCACCGUCACUGGCAUCCUACAGGGAGUCCUGUACCUGAUCUGCUCUGCGUGGACUUUGUACGAGUUUCUUCCCCUUGCAUUUAUCCAUCCAACCACACAUUUCACUGUCAUUAACCUGUACAUGUCAGGCACUACGGUGGCCCUGGGAGUUGGUCAGGCUGUAUUCAGGCAGAGAGCAGCGGACAUCUGGCUCAGAGCAGCUCAAUGCUGCAGAGAACAACAGACUGAACAAGGAGGGUGA
Gymnodraco acuticeps is the source of this 564-nucleotide messenger RNA. RefSeq lists its product as uncharacterized. The record is from RefSeq and is a predicted model, not a curated record. NCBI's taxonomy places the organism in Eukaryota, Metazoa, Chordata, Actinopteri, Perciformes, Bathydraconidae. The transcript is spliced from 2 exons. The coding region runs from base 1 to 564 and encodes 187 amino acids.